Electrophorus electricus (electric eel) is the source of this 3276-nucleotide messenger RNA. RefSeq names its product transmembrane 9 superfamily protein member 4 (gene tm9sf4). Lineage: Eukaryota; Metazoa; Chordata; Actinopteri; Gymnotiformes; Gymnotidae. Gene Ontology annotation, cellular component: membrane. Gene Ontology annotation, biological process: protein localization to membrane. The record is from RefSeq and is a predicted model, not a curated record.
CGAAGCUGAGACACGUUUCCGGUGAUGUCUCGAAUGACACGUGUAUUCAAGAUGGCGGCCGCGAUGGAAACGUGGGUAUUGUUGCUGCUCUCCGUAAUGCCUUUGGUCAAGCCUUUCUAUGUGCCUGGUGUAGCACCCAUGGAUUUCCAUCAGAAUGAUCCUGUGGAGAUCAAGGCAGUGAAGCUGACCAGUUCUAGGACCCAGCUUCCUUAUGAGUACUACUCGCUCCCUUUCUGCCAGCCGACCAACAUCGUCUACAAGGCAGAGAACCUGGGCGAGGUCCUCCGUGGUGACCGCAUCGUCAACACGCCCUACCAGGUGUGGAUGAACCAGGACAAAAAGUGCGAGUUGGUGUGCGGGAAGGUGAACGAGCCCACCAAGUUCACUAUGGCCAACAGCAAGUUGAUUGCCGAGCGCAUCCAGGAGGAGUACUAUGUUCACCUUAUUGCAGACAACCUUCCCGUGGCCACAAGGCUAGAGUAUUACCCAAACAGAGAGGCAGCCACAGACGAGGAGCAGAAGAAAGAUGCCAUGAAGGAUGUCCAGUUUGAGCAUGGCUACAGGCUAGGCUUCACUGACAGCAACAAGUACUACUUGCACAACCACCUGUCCUUCAUCCUGUACUACCACAAAGAGAAGGUGGAGGAGGAGGAAGAACACAAUUACCGCGUCGUCCGCUUUGAGGUGAUUCCACAGAGCGUCGGGCUAGAGGACCUGAAGGGCGAUGGGGCCAGCGGGUGCACUCUGCCCGAGGCCAGUGGCUCUGCCCUGCAGGAGAUUGACCCAAACAAGGAGAACAGCGUGAUCUUUACCUACUCCGUGCACUGGGAGGAGAGCCAGGUGAAGUGGGCGUCACGCUGGGACACGUACCUCACCAUGAGCGACGUGCAGAUUCACUGGUUCUCCAUAGUCAACUCUGUGGUGGUCGUCUUUUUCCUGUCAGGUAUCCUGAGCAUGAUCAUCAUCCGAACCCUAAGGAAAGACAUAGCCAACUACAACAGGGAAGAUGACAUCGAGGAUACUAUGGAGGAGUCCGGCUGGAAGAACGUUCACGGAGACGUCUUCCGCCCACCCCAGUAUCCCAUGAUCCUCAGUUCCCUGCUGGGGUCGGGGAUCCAGCUCUUUUGCAUGGUGCUCAUUGUUAUAUUUGUGGCCAUGCUGGGCAUGUUGUCUCCAUCCAGUCGGGGGGCCCUGAUGACUACUGCUUGCUUCCUCUUUAUGUUUAUGGGCGUGUUUGGAGGAUACUUUGCUGGUAGACUAUACCGCACUCUGAAAGGCCACCGAUGGAGGAAAGGGGCUUUCUGGACUGCAACUCUGUAUCCUGGUGUGGUGUUUGGCAUCUGUUUUGUGCUGAACUGCUUCAUCUGGGGGGAGCACUCCUCUGGAGCUGUGCCCUUCACCACCAUGCUGGCACUGCUAUGCAUGUGGUUCGGGAUCUCCAUGCCCCUGGUCUACCUGGGCUACUAUUUUGGCUUCCGCAAGCAGCCCUACGACAACCCGGUGCGCACCAACCAGAUUCCCCGGCAGGUGCCUGAGCAGCGCUGGUACAUGAACAAGUUCGUGGGGAUCCUGAUGGCUGGCAUCCUCCCAUUCGGUGCCAUGUUCAUCGAGCUCUUCUUCAUCUUCAGCGCCAUCUGGGAGAACCAGUUCUAUUAUCUCUUCGGCUUUCUCUUUCUGGUCUUCAUCAUCCUAGUGGUUUCCUGUUCACAGAUCAGCAUAGUCAUGGUCUAUUUCCAGCUCUGCGCAGAGGACUACCGGUGGUGGUGGAGGACUUUCCUAGUUUCAGGAGGCUCCGCCUUCUACGUGCUCGUCUAUGCCGUUUUCUACUUUGUCAAUAAGCUGGACAUCGUGGAGUUCAUUCCCUCCUUGCUGUACUUCGGCUACACGGCCCUGAUGGUCUUGUCCUUCUGGCUUCUCACGGGGACGAUCGGCUUCUACGCAGCCUACAUGUUCAUCCGCAAAAUAUACGCCGCCGUCAAAAUCGACUGAGCCGAAGGCAUCCAUUUUGCUUUUGUUAUCUUUCUUCUUUUGACUUCCUUUCUAACGUUUUACCUUCUGGUUUGCCGAGCAAGCACUGAUGUAAGGGUGUGCGUGCGUGUGUGUGUGAGACUGUACAGUGAGAAGGGUUAUGCGCAGCAGUGCCCCCUGUUGGCUGGAGGAGAAAAUGGACAGGUGGUUUGUGCACAGACUAAUCAGCCACGUCUCCUUGUUCCCCUCAUGCAGUCUCGCCUACACUGAGCCAGAUCUCAUCAUUAUGGACUCUAAACAUGAUUCAAUGUUUUUUUUUUUGUUUUUUGUUUUUUUCCUGAAUUGAAUUCUGGAGCUCUUGUUGCACAUACCACAUGGGCCAAAGCUUGUUGUGAUUUGAUUUUUUUUUUGUGGUUGGGCGGGGGUGGGUGGCUUUUUUGGAAUAAGGAUAAGAAGUGUGGCAUCAGGAGAUGGGCAGUAUGGUGAAGUAGUGUAUCAUUUUACAGAUGACAUGUAAUCUUUUAAUACUGUGUAUUUAAUUUGAACCUGUUCCCAUACCUUUGGUUCAAACCCUAAUAUUUGUUGUACAGGUGUGUGUGUGUGUGUGUGUGUGUGCGUGCGCGUGAGUGUGCGCGCACAUGUGCUUGUGUGCAUGCUUGCACGUGUGUGUGUGUGUGUGUGCGCACGCGUGCACGUGUGUGUACAGCAUGCUGGAGGAGGGGUAAUCAGUCUAUGGUUGUUACAGUAAUGAGCAGAUACUAAAAUCAUGUGUUGAUACUUGAGACAAAAAAUGGAGAUAAAAAGAAAACCACAACUUUGUUCUACUGGUGUUUUCCCUAUACAGUCAUGGAUAGUUUCCCAAACCCAGGGCACCACUGACAAUAAUCUCUUAUAAGAGCGUAAACCUGUUCUUAUUCAGCACAACAAAGUUUGGUGAAGCAUUUAACAGUGUGUCUCAGGUAAACUAAUAUCCUACGCGUUCCACUACAUGUCAAGACAGCCAUUUUGCAGUGCAUUUCGGUCUGCCUGUGGGAUACACAACAUCGCAGUGUAAGAGUCCAUACUGUCAUUUUCCUUUUCUUUUUUGUGUUUUCUGUCUCAAUUUCUAAUAUUCUUUUUCUGGGGGGUCUUUUCAAGGCUCAAGAGCUUUGAGUAGCGUCUGACGGCUUCCGUGUUCGGUGUUGCUGUCACAGCAGAGCACAACCUGAGGUGCGUAGAGCAUGGCGGUGCUGAGGAAGCCCCCUGCUCCCAACUCCAGCGUCUGCUCCAGGAGCGUUUAUAGGCAGGGCAGUAGCGGUAUUUAAAAAA